AUGGUUGCGGGAUGGGACGUCAGUCUGGAAGAGAGCAUGCGAGGAAUGCUGCCGAAGAUGGCAAGGUCCAUUGCGGGAAAGAAGCUUCCGCCAGUCCCAGCUGGCCUGGCCGGAGUGAGGGAUGAGAAGGGGAAGCCACCGACAUCCAUUAUGCUUUUCUACCAGUACGUGGAGCCAGCGUGGACUGCCAAACAGCACCGGCGAGCCCUUUCCUUUGUGCACGACCUCGGCCGCAAGCACGGCCACAUUCCCAGCACUUCGUGGGAUUUACUUCCUCCGUCGUUGACUUGA
Symbiodinium sp. CCMP2456 is the source of this 291-nucleotide messenger RNA. The record is from the annotation of a GenBank genome assembly. Lineage: Eukaryota; Dinophyceae; Suessiales; Symbiodiniaceae.